AUGGAGCAUUUGGCGAUUCAUCUUCCUCACGAGGCUAAACUUGGUGGUCCUGUUCAGUAUCGAUGGAUGUAUCCGUUUGAACGCUUUAUGUAUCACUUGAAGAAAAAGGCAAAAAAUAAAGCUAAAGUCGAAGGAUCGAUAGUGGAACAAUAUGUUAAUGAGGAAAUUUCAGAUUUUAGCUCUUAUUAUUUCGAAUCUCAUAUUGAGACCAAGAGUCGAAAUACUUCUCGCUCCGAUGAUGGAGGUUUGACAUACAACUAUUCGUUUCCAGAUAUCCCUGAAAUAUUUGUACAAGGUGGACGAGGUAGUGGUAAAUCUGUAGAUGUUUGGUUAGAUUCUCAAGACUACAAGCGAGCACAUUCAUACGUACUUUUGAAUUGUGGUUAUCUACAACGUUUUGAAAGAUGCAAUUGGUAUGACUCAACAAGGGAUAAAGGUUUCCGUAUAAACAAAUCAGGGGUCAUCGAUGUUAAUCGGGUUAGACGGUAUGGAAAGUAUGAUCCUUUUAUUCUUGCUAGCCAAGCCGACCAAUAUGAGAAUGAUAAUACGAUAGUCGAGGCUGAUCCAUUUAUAAUGGUUGAUAGUUUAGCUGAUCCGCAAGAACAGUUUGUGAUCCUCGAUGACGCUCUUGAUGAAGAUCUAGGUUCAGAUACUGAUAAUGUUUCCCAAGAAGAGUAUGAUUCAACCGAAGAUGAAGAAGAUGAUACCCAAGAAGAGUAUGAUUCAACCGAGGAUGAAGAAGAUGAUACAUCUUGA
Molecule: messenger RNA, 756 nt
Organism: Microthlaspi erraticum
Lineage: Eukaryota; Viridiplantae; Streptophyta; Magnoliopsida; Brassicales; Brassicaceae
Source: the annotation of a GenBank genome assembly